CCUCACCAUACAGCCCGCCUCGCCACCUCCCAUCUGCUUGCGGUGUCUCGCUCUCUCGCACUCUCGUCAAUGGCGGCUUCUUCGAUCUUCAGAUCCUCCUUUCUCUCUCCUCCCUCCCAACUCCAAACCACCCCUCUAAACCCCAGACCCAACACCAACUUCUUCCCCAUCAAAUCCUCCACCUCCCCCGAACCUAACAUCUCCGCGGCCUCCGUCGACGCCUCCGCACCACUCCAAUCCUUGUCGAAACACCGCCGUCCAGCUGAUGAGAACAUCCGCGAUGAAGCCCGACGCCACAGCUCCAAUCACAACUUUUCCGCCAAGUACGUCCCCUUCAACGCCGAUCCAAACUGCACUGAGUCCUAUUCCCUCGAUGAGAUCGUAUAUCGAAGCCGCUCAGGUGGCCUCCUGGACGUCCAACAUGACAUGGACGCUCUGAAGAAGUUUGACGGCCAGUACUGGCGAUCCCUCUUCGAUUCUCGCGUCGGCAAGACCAAUUGGCCCUACGGCUCCGGCGUCUGGUCCAAAAAAGAGUGGGUCCUCCCUGAGAUCGAUGGCGACGAUAUCGUCAGCGCAUUUGAGGGAAAUUCGAAUCUUUUCUGGGCUGAGCGCUUCGGCAAACUGUUUCUGGGCAUGAAUGAAUUGUGGGUCAAACACUGUGGGAUUAGUCAUACUGGGAGUUUCAAAGAUCUGGGCAUGACUGUUUUGGUUAGUCAAGUGAACCGGUUACGAAAAAUGAACCGUCCAGUCGUCGGUGUUGGCUGUGCGUCCACCGGUGACACAUCGGCGGCCCUAUCCGCUUACUGUGCAUCUGCAGGGAUUCCAUCCGUUGUGUUUUUACCUGCGAAUAGGAUUUCAAUUGCACAGUUGGUUCAGCCGAUUGCAAAUGGGGCGUUUGUGUUGAGUCUGGACACGGAUUUUGACGGUUGUAUGCAGUUGAUCCGGGAAAUUACGUCCGAAUUGCCGAUUUAUUUGGCGAAUUCUUUGAAUAGCUUGAGGUUGGAGGGCCAAAAGACAGCGGCAAUUGAGAUUUUGCAGCAAUUUGAUUGGGAAGUGCCGGAUUGGGUGAUUGUUCCCGGUGGAAAUUUGGGGAAUAUAUAUGCAUUUUACAAAGGGUUUCUCAUGUGCAAAGAAUUAGGGCUGGUUGAUCGGAUUCCUAGGCUUGUUUGUGCUCAAGCAGCAAAUGCUAAUCCUCUUUAUUUACAUUACAAGUCAGGGUGGAAAGAGUUUAAACCCAUGAAGGCUAAUACCACUUUUGCAUCAGCCAUACAGAUUGGUGAUCCCGUUUCUAUAGAUAGAGCUGUGUUUGCUCUGAAGAACUCUAAUGGGAUUGUUGAGGAAGCAACCGAGGAGGAACUGAUGGAUGCCAUGGCUCAGGCAGAUUCAACUGGGAUGUUUAUAUGUCCUCAUACCGGGGUUGCAUUGACUGCAUUGAUCAAGCUCAGGAAAAGUGAGGUUAUUAGGCCUACCGAUAGGACAGUUGUGGUGAGCACGGCUCAUGGGUUGAAGUUUACGCAGUCAAAGAUUGAUUACCAUUCAAAGGAUAUCAAGGACCUGGCUUGCCGGUAUGCUAAUCCGCCAGUGCAAGUGAAGGCGGAUUUUGGGUCGGUUAUGGAUGUCCUGAAGAAGUAUCUGUUGAGCAAAGACUCAAAGUACUAGUUCUCCUAUGAGCGUUGCCAGUUUUUGCUCUUUGUGCUCCUAUCAUAUUAUUUGGUCUGAGAUCCAAAUUUUAUUUUUAGCUCUUGUUUUGGUCUAGAGCAUUGGAUGACUCUUUUGAUUGGAGUGCUUAGUGCCUGGUAGACUAGAGGGGACAAUAUCUAAUGCUCAUUUACUUUUUUGAGAAGCUUAUCAUCAGUUCAAUUUGAUGACAGUUUUUGUUGCAGAAGUUUCAGUUUUGAAUGUUUAAUGGAAAUUAUGUCUUUGAUUUUUUGUACUGCAG
This is a messenger RNA of Ilex paraguariensis (yerba mate), 1939 nucleotides long. NCBI's taxonomy places the organism in Eukaryota, Viridiplantae, Streptophyta, Magnoliopsida, Aquifoliales, Aquifoliaceae. The record is from the annotation of a GenBank genome assembly.